Messenger RNA from Vigna unguiculata (cowpea), 1036 nucleotides. RefSeq lists its product as uncharacterized. NCBI's taxonomy places the organism in Eukaryota, Viridiplantae, Streptophyta, Magnoliopsida, Fabales, Fabaceae. The record is from RefSeq and is a predicted model, not a curated record.
GUGAAUUUAAGUGGUUGGUAAUGCUGUCAACUAAUUAACUGUUUCUUGUAGUUAUGUGCAACCGUGGUAACUUUGCAUUGCUAUAUAGUGUGCUCAAAUUCAAUUAUUUUCCAACGUAAAAUUUUGGAUAUUGUACGUAAUAAUAAGCGUGGACGAUGGCAUUCGGAAUCAGUUUCAAGCGUUGGAUUUUAGCUUUUGUUCUUCUUUACGUUUGUGUGUUUGGGAAAAACUUUGGAUAUGCUGAUGAGGACGGGUCGGAGGGAGAGGAUGGUGGUGAUGGUGAGAUCGGUGGCGGGUUCGACGGUAAUGGUGGUGGAAUCGGUGGGAUCGGUGGGGCUGGUGGGGCUGAUGGUGGGUUCGGUGGUGGGGCUGGUGGUGGGCUCGGUGGUGGGUUCGGUGGUGGUGGUGGGCUCGGUGCUGGGGGCGGAGUUGGUGGUGGGCUUGGAGGCGGUGGUGAUCCUACUCAAAUUUUCUCUAGAGCUUUGCAAUGUUUCAAUGAUAGAUAUAUAUAUAGCAGGUGUGAAGAAUCAUGCAGAUUAAACGAGAAAGGAACCCUGAACGUGCCUAAAGAGAAAACUGAUAUGUUCUGUCAAGGACCAUGUCUGUCAGAGACUAACUUGGUCCUCAAUUGUCUGAACAACGUUUUCAGCAACUUCAUGUUCUACAACAAAGCAACCAUACACGACAUCAGAAACACAAUCGAAGCUGCAUGUGGCUAUGGCUCUCAAAGAGGAAACUUCAAUGUGGCAGAGCACAUUCAGAAUGAAGGAAACAAUGCUGCUCCAAAGGCUACUACUAAGCAUGCUGUAAUGGGACUUGCUGUUAUCGUAAUGGGACGAGCUCUGUUACCUCCAAAUUUCACAUAAUAUUAUGCUCAUAACACUUAUCUAUGCUUCGGAUUUUCAGUUUUAUGUGUAAUUAAUCACUCAUAUGAUAUGUAGUAUAAUAACCUAUAUACAUGGGAAAACAAUAGGUAUUAUGUGUGUAUUAUGUGUGGAACUGAUUAAUGAUAUAUUAACUAUUUCGUAUUGGAGCA